AUGGAGACCAUCCAAACCCAUCCCUCGAAUGCCGCCCAAGCCAAGGGUUUUAUGGAACCCGGCUCGUUUGCCUUUCCCAAUAGCCAGCAUGCUCUGAAUGGGACCACACCAGACGUCAAGCCUAAUGGCCAGGUGCCCGCUGUCAAUGGAAGUCAACCUGCGAACGGAACCGGGGUGACUCCCGCUACUCCUGCUGCCACGCCCGCGACCAACCCUGGCGCCAGCGGCCUGACUCCCACUCUUCAAAACAUCGUGGCGACUGUCAACCUCGAUUGCAGACUGGAUCUUAAGACCAUUGCCCUGCAUGCUCGAAAUGCAGAGUACAACCCAAAGCGUUUCGCUGCUGUCAUCAUGCGAAUUCGUGAGCCCAAGACAACCGCUCUGAUCUUCGCCUCUGGCAAGAUGGUAGUCACUGGUGCCAAGUCUGAGGAUGACUCGAAGCUUGCUAGCCGCAAGUACGCGCGUAUCAUCCAGAAGCUCGGCUUCAACUCGAAGUUCACGGACUUCAAGAUCCAGAACAUUGUCGGCUCGUGCGACAUCAAGUUCCCCAUUAGGCUCGAGGGUCUUGCGUCGCGCCACCACAAUUUCAGCUCCUAUGAGCCUGAGUUGUUCCCUGGUCUCAUCUACCGAAUGAUUAAGCCUAAAAUUGUGCUUCUCAUUUUCGUCAGCGGCAAGAUCGUUCUUACUGGUGCCAAGGUCCGUGAGGAGAUCUAUCAAGCUUUCGAGAUGAUUUACCCUGUGCUUCAAGACUUCCGCAAGGUCUAA
Messenger RNA from Scedosporium apiospermum, 765 nucleotides. RefSeq lists its product as uncharacterized. The transcript has 6 exons. The coding region runs from base 1 to 765 and encodes 254 amino acids. Gene Ontology annotation, molecular function: DNA binding; RNA polymerase II general transcription initiation factor activity. The record is from RefSeq and is a predicted model, not a curated record. Gene Ontology annotation, biological process: DNA-templated transcription initiation. Lineage: Eukaryota; Fungi; Ascomycota; Sordariomycetes; Microascales; Microascaceae.